AUGGAGAACAAUAAGACAGCAGUAGUAGAGUUUAUUCUCCUCGGCUUCUCUCAGGAUCCUAGAGUUCAGUCCCUUCUUUUCCUCCUUUUCUUUGCCAUCUAUAGCACAACUUGGCUUGGAAAUCUCACCAUCAUAAUCACAGUGUUCCUCACACCUGUUCUACAUACCCCCAUGUACUUCCUGCUUGCUAACUUGGCUGUCGUAGAUAUCAGUGAAUCAUCUGUCACAUCACUCAAAAUGUUGUGGAACCUCUUCUCCCACACUCAAACCAUCUCCUACAACUGGUGCAUUACACAGAUUUUCUUCUUUCAUUUAACAGGGGGCACAGUGGUCUUCUUGCUUGUUGCAAUGGCCGUGGACAGAUAUAUUGCUAUUUACAAGCCACUGCAAUAUUUAAUUAUUAUGAAGAAAGGAAUUUGCAUAGGAUUGGUAGUAGGAGCAUGGCUGGGUGGCUUUGCUCACUCCAUUAUCCAGAUUGGAAUUCUCCUUCAGCUCCCCUUCUGCAAAUCCAACAUUUUGGACAAUUUCUACUGUGACGUCCCUCAGCUCAUCAAGCUGGCAUGUGCUGAUACUUACACAACCGAACUUCUGAUGGUUGGCAAUAGUGGGCUUCUCCUGACAUUGAUCUUCUUUACUUUGCUGGUGUCAUAUACUACCAUCUUAGUAAAGAUUCGGAGGCACAUCACUGAAGGCAAGCACAAGGCUCUUUCCACCUGUGCUGCCCAGGUCAUAGUUAUGAGUUUAAAUUUUGUUCCAGGGAUGUUCAUUUAUGACCGCCCUUUCAAGGUGUUUCCUGCAGACAAGAUUGCUUCAGUUCUCUAUACUCUUUUGACACCAAUGCUGAAUUCCAUGAUCUUCACUCUUCGGAAUAAGGAGAUGAAACUCACCAUUAAGAAACUCAUGAAAAAAUGCUGUCUUUCUAAAAUGACAGAAGCACCACAUUCUAUCUGA
Molecule: messenger RNA, 951 nt
Organism: Python bivittatus (Burmese python)
Lineage: Eukaryota; Metazoa; Chordata; Lepidosauria; Squamata; Pythonidae
Product: olfactory receptor 4D1-like
Biological process (GO): G protein-coupled receptor signaling pathway
Cellular component (GO): membrane
Molecular function (GO): G protein-coupled receptor activity; olfactory receptor activity
Source: RefSeq, a predicted model, not a curated record